Messenger RNA from Fomitopsis serialis, 1098 nucleotides. RefSeq lists its product as uncharacterized. The annotation marks the transcript as partial. The transcript is spliced from 2 exons. Lineage: Eukaryota; Fungi; Basidiomycota; Agaricomycetes; Polyporales; Fomitopsidaceae. The record is from RefSeq and is a predicted model, not a curated record.
AAGCCGUCGCUGGAUCAAAUCGACCAUUUCACCAAGCUGAUCGUCGACGAUAUGCUGAAGUUCUGGGAACCUGGUAUCUAUUUUUCCCAAACAGCAUUGUAUCCGACCGGCCGGUUCGCACUGGGGGCUCUCCUUCCCAUGAUAUGCGACCUCAGUGCUGCUCGGCAGAUGUCUGGCUUCGCGAGCCACAGCGCGACCUACUUCUGUUCAGUCUGUCAUCUCAAACAGGACCAGAUCGAGCAGAUCGACAAGCACCAAUGGUCAUAUCGAAGCGUCGAGGAACAUCGCAGGCAGGCUGAGGUAUGGCGCAGCCUCGACAGCGACGCCGCGCGCAAGGCUCACAUCAAACAUGGAUUUGCUCGUCACACGGAGUUCCUGCGAUUGCCAUACUGGGACUCUGUUCGGUUCACCGUCGUCGAAAGCAUGCACGCGCACUACCUCAACAAUCUCAAGCACCAUAUCCGGGAUACAUGGGGUAUGAGUGCAAAACACCAAUCGGGGGACGGUGUACUGUGGUAUGCCAGGAAGGUACCCGCAUGCUCCCAGAAGACGAAUGCGGUAUCGUGGAACCGGAUCUUGCAACAUCUCGAGCGGGAUACGGUGGACCAGUUGACCAAGCUGAAGUACGAUGUUCUUCAGGAAAUCUGGAGCGAUCAACAACGGACCUUGCUACCGUCGUGUGUGGCACCCGCCCCUACUCGAGUCGGUUCUCAAAAACGGACGCUCAAGGCGGACGAAUGGCGCUCUCUUGGAACAAUACACUUGGUCAUUUCCCUCGUGCGACUCUGGCGCUUCGGUGAUGAGAGACAACAAGCCAUGCUGGAUAACUUCAUUCACCUAGUUUCAGCUAUUGCUGUCGCAGGCCUGCACUCGACAUCUCAUGAUCACAUCAUAGCCUACGACCACCACUACCAGACGUACCUCCAAGGAUUCCUUGACUUGUAUAAAGAGGUCCCUCUCACGCCGAGUAACCACAUGGCUCAGCACUUCGCAGACAAGUUUCUAGCCAUGUUUGGGCCCUCUCAUUCGAUCCGUGCUUGGGCGAUGGAACGGGUCAACAACACACUGCAUAACUUCGCAAAGAACGGGAAGUGGGGU